CGAAUGACGUUGCAUAACAAAGAUGGCGGCGGCAAACAGCAACUACUGGGAAGAUUUGCGGAAACAAGCCAGACAGUUGGAGAAUGAGCUCGACCUGAAGCUGGUGUCCUUCAGUAAACUGUGCACCAGCUACAGCAGCUCUCGCGAUGGCCGGAGAGGAGACAGUUCUGACACAACACCACUCCUUAACAACUCCACCCAAGACAGAAUGUUUGAGACCAUGUCAGUCGAGAUUGAGCAGCUUCUUGCAAAGCUUACAGGAAUAAACGAUAAGAUGGCAGAGUACACUAGCACACCGGGCGUGACAUCUCUUAAUGCUGCACUAAUGCACACGCUGCAGAGGCACCGAGACAUCCUGCAGGAUUACACACACGAGUUUCACAAAACCAAAUCCAACUUCUUAGCUGUCCGAGAACGAGAGGAUCUUCUUGGAUCUGUCAGGAAAGACACUGAGACGUACAAGAGUGGCUCAGGGGUGAACAACAGACGGACAGAACUUUUCCUUAAGGAACACGAGCACCUAAGAAACUCGGAUCGACUUAUUGAAGACACAAUAAGUAUUGCCAUGGCAACCAAGGAAAACAUGACUUCCCAGCGAGGCAUGUUAAAAUCUAUACAGAGCAGGGUCAACACUCUGGCCAAUCGAUUUCCUGCCAUCAAUAGCCUCAUCCAGCGAAUCAACUUAAGGAAGAGACGGGACUCAUUAAUUCUGGGUGGAGUUAUCGGCGUCUGCACCAUCCUUCUGUUGCUUUAUGCUUUUCACUGAUUGACAGAAGAUCUGAUGGCAUUUUGGGCUAUUCUGUGAGCAGUGGCAGGGCUUGGAGAAUAAGCUCAGUAAAUGGGACCCUGGAGGCUGCUAAGCAGACUCCCACUUGGCCUAAUCAAAUAACAGGAUUGAUUGUGGCCAGAAUGGACUACCUUACUUGUAUCUAGCACUGGGUUGGAUGUGGGUCGUACAACAUUUUUGUUUUCUUUAAUGCAAACAUAAUGAUGACAAUGAAAUGGAGACCAAAUAAUAAAUGAGACCAGAACAUUUUGGUUUUAAAGAGCAUCCUGUAAUACUAAUACUGGCUUUGAAAAAAAAAAAA
Messenger RNA from Ictalurus punctatus (channel catfish), 1088 nucleotides. RefSeq names its product golgi SNAP receptor complex member 1 (gene gosr1). Gene Ontology annotation, biological process: vesicle fusion; endoplasmic reticulum to Golgi vesicle-mediated transport. NCBI's taxonomy places the organism in Eukaryota, Metazoa, Chordata, Actinopteri, Siluriformes, Ictaluridae. Gene Ontology annotation, cellular component: cis-Golgi network; Golgi membrane; Golgi medial cisterna. Gene Ontology annotation, molecular function: SNAP receptor activity. The record is from RefSeq and is marked provisional.